This is a messenger RNA of Corticium candelabrum, 768 nucleotides long. RefSeq names its product zinc finger HIT domain-containing protein 1-like. Gene Ontology annotation, molecular function: nucleosome binding. Gene Ontology annotation, biological process: chromatin remodeling. The record is from RefSeq and is a predicted model, not a curated record. The transcript has 6 exons. Gene Ontology annotation, cellular component: Swr1 complex. The coding region runs from base 16 to 474 and encodes 152 amino acids. Lineage: Eukaryota; Metazoa; Porifera; Homoscleromorpha; Homosclerophorida; Plakinidae.
CUUAUUGGUCGCGGCAUGGCUACGCGCAAGUUGCGGAACGUCCAAGGUUAUCGCGUUCUAGACGAGGCAGCUAGACAAAGACGACUGAAGAGACAACUUGAGGCAUUAGAGCGUGACAAUCAUCAUGAUGACCCGCACCAGAACGUUCCCCAAAUCACACACAAGCUUCCCUCUUUUAGUGAUGGAGAAACGGGUCGGCGUGUGCGACGGUCUAAGACUGAAGUCAGAAUCAAACAGAGAUUUAGAAGAACAUUUACAGCUUUAUUGGAAGAGUUGCAAAAUGAUGAAGAGGCAAAGUCAAAGCCAAAUUAUUUGACGAUUGCAGCACCUCCAUCAAAGUUUCCAGAAAGAAAAUUUUGUGCAGUUUGUGGGUUUCCCAGUGCUUAUACUUGUGUUGCAUGUGGAGCUCGUUACUGUAGUGUGAGAUGUCUAGGUACUCAUAAAGACACAAGGUGCCUAAAGUGGACAGCAUGACGAGCAAAUUCUGAAAUAAAUAUGGCAAGAGUUCUGGACUGGUGAAUGAUGAUGAUGAAGGGAGACCACCAUUGUCAGACUAACAAGUGUGUUUUCUAAUGCUACACAUAUAUGAACAUAUACAUUAUACCUCUAGUGUACAGGCCAAGGAUUUGUACUGUAGCAUAUAAUUAUAGUUAAUUGUACUGUAUAUAUUGGAAUCCCAGCAUGGUGACAGACUGUAAUGAUGCAAUAACUGGUACAUGCACAAUCAGUUUUUUCAAGAAGGCAGAUAUCAUCUUUUCGAUUAUAGCC